AUGACGACAAACUUGGUGAAGGGGAUUAACGUUGUGUUGUUGAAAAUGCUACAUCUUCCGAUUUCAUCUGUCUUCUCAGCUACAUUCUAUAGGUUGGCUACCUUGAUGCCAAGAAUGAGUCAGCAACAAGUCAACCAGAUAGAGACAGGACACGUAUUUGUCGAACAUGUCAGGAAUGCAAUUGUUGCAAACCAUUGGAUGGCGAGGUCGAUGAACGUAGAAGUAUAUUCACGACGUAAUGAAACGUUUCGCGUUACAGAGACCAUCGAUCGUCGACCCGGUAUUCCACCUAGGUUAUACGGGGUUGAUCUCCGAAAUAGACGAUGCGAUUGUAGGAGGUUCCAAACACUUCAUUAUCCUUGUGCACAUGUUGUAGCAACUUGUGUUAAGGUCUCGCUCAAUGUAGAUCAAUUUAUCAAUGAGGUGUACACACUUGAACGCACGUUACGUGUAUGGGAGAAUGAGUUUCCCGUGCUUCCUGACCUAUCUACUUGGGAGGUUCCUCAAAUGACCUUUGAGCUUAUCCCAGACAAAGGCUUACGUAGGAACCCGAGAGGUCGUCCGCAAUCAUUAAGAAUCCGUAAUGAAAUGGAAUUAGAGAGAAAUCCGACGGGAAGCUGUGUGGAGUAUGCAGAUUAG
This is a messenger RNA of Gossypium arboreum, 639 nucleotides long. RefSeq lists its product as uncharacterized. Bases 1 to 639 code for a protein of 212 amino acids. Lineage: Eukaryota; Viridiplantae; Streptophyta; Magnoliopsida; Malvales; Malvaceae. Gene Ontology annotation, molecular function: zinc ion binding. The transcript has a single exon. The record is from RefSeq and is a predicted model, not a curated record.